UAUUUUUAUGUGUAAAAAAAUAUUUUCAAAAUGCGUUUGUUGCGAAGUGGAAUCCGCAUGUGGGUACAGCCUAAAGGAAGGGGUAAUAUUUGUGGGAAUAACAUCAUUGGUCAUAUCUGUGGUAAUGUUGUUUACGGCAAUCACAACUCUGAUAAUUAUAACGUGUAUGAAAAAACAGUUCAACAGCAAUCCGAUCGUCGCCAUCAACUUGAUAUUCGGACUUGUAGCAGCUUGCUUAUCAACUUACCAGAUCAUCAUCACAUUGUUGUUGCUUUGGCAGGCUGUUAAGACAAAGGGCAACAUAUUCCUGUGUUCAUUGUGGUUCGUGUCCCACAUAUCAUUAUUGACGAUGUACUUUCUCCUGUUCAGCGCGGAGGCUGCAGUCUGCAUUGUAAAGAAGCGAAUCAUUACAGCUGCCUUUACCAUUUUUAUAGGAAUUAUAUAUGAAGCGAUAUUUAUAUACUAUGCCAUUAUAGUCAACAGCUACUUGCAUUCUUUAAAUCAAGCAAGAUAUUUAUAAAAAAUGUUAUGUAACAUUCUAUACUGCAUUUUAUAAUUGAUGUGAUUGUAUUUUGUUUAGUACUUUUUUAGUGUUUGUUGGAAUUAAACAUUGAUGAUUUUAA
Messenger RNA from Nymphalis io (European peacock), 623 nucleotides. RefSeq lists its product as uncharacterized. The record is from RefSeq and is a predicted model, not a curated record. The transcript has 4 exons. Bases 8 to 520 code for a protein of 170 amino acids. NCBI's taxonomy places the organism in Eukaryota, Metazoa, Arthropoda, Insecta, Lepidoptera, Nymphalidae.